AUCGACUUCACCCAGAAGUCGUCGAGUUGCAGCCACAAAAACAGGUUUCCCCAUGCUAUCCUACCCUUUGCCGACCAGUCAAACCCGAUCACGCCUCUGUUGGAGGCCAUGACUCUAGCAAAACACGACACAUGAACGCUUGGGGCCCCCUCCUCGAUCCGGUAAUCAGCUCCUCAUCAUUGCUAUACAAGCUACGUCAUGGUGAGAGGAGCUCAUGCUGCCAUCAUAACCAAUCUAUGCUUCCCCCCAGUCCAAGUGUUAUCCCAUCUCGAACCCCAUCCUCAUAAAACUCCCCAACUGCCCCUCUUUACACUACAGCCUUCUUUUCCUCACACGUCUCUGACGGAAUUUUUAUGAGUACCCAUUCCUCCAUAUCCUCCAGUAGCUCUUACACCUACUACUCGUUUCCCCCGACACCCACCAGAUCCUCCCCGGGCUCUACUUCUAAUACUCCCACCCCAAAGCCUGCUAGUAGUCGAAGUUCCAAAGCUAUGCCAUCCCCUGCUGCUGGAAAGGGCAGUGACGCACCUCGCACCCCUACAAAGCUCGGUCGUAAGCCCCAGUCACAGGCCACGUCGAAGCUUGGCAAGGCUGGCGAGCAAGCGAAAUCUACGGCUGCCAAGGGCGGAUCGGAUCCGCCCAAGUUGCCAUCGAAGCCUGAGGCUGGCGAUGUAACGGAGAAGGCCGAAGACGUUUCGAGCAAGGCACAAGAAGUUCCGGAGAAAGCACAGGACGUCUCAGAGAAAGCACAAGACAUCCCAGACAAAGCACAAGAAGUCCCAGACGAGGCAAGUAAAGCCACCAGUGACACCGCCGACGAAACAACGGGCAAAGUCUCCCAAGCCGGAGAUGACGCCAAGGGCGCCCUAGAAGAAGUCGAGCCGAAGCCAAUCGAUGAAGACGAAGAAAAGGAAACCACAGAGAAUGUAGAAGAGACUGCCGACGACACCGCUGACGAUGCAACCGUGAAAGCUGGUGACACAGCCGACGAGACCGACGACACGCAGGAGGAAGCCGGCACCAAAGAUGGCGGUGCACAAAAGACCGGCUCGGGAGUCCUGAGUGGUGCCAAAGGCCUAGCUGGGCAGGCUUCAAAUCUUGCUGGAAAGUCGGCCAAGGAUCCGAAACAAGCGGCGGAAGAUCUACCAGAAGACGCACAAGAUGCUGCCGGAGAGACUGCUGAGGGUGCCAAAGACACGACAGGAGAGGUCGCGAAAGAUACCCAGGAUACUGCUGAAGAUGCUAAAGAUACUGCUGAGGAUACUGCCGAAGAUGCUAAAGACGCGGCUGAGGAUACCACCGAAGACGCCAAAGCCACUACUAAAGAUACCACCGAAGACGCUAAAGACACUGCGGAGGACACUGUAGAAGACACCAAGGACACUGCAGAAGAAACUGUAGAAGACGCCAAGGACACUGCAGAAGAAACUGCAGAAGACGCCAAGGACACUGCGGAAGAAACCAAAGACGGAGCCGGCGACACUGCAAGCGAUACCGUCAACGGCGUCAAAGACACCGCCGAGGACACCACCGGCCAAGACCUACCCGACAUCCCCGGUCUCGAGCUCCUCAAAGGCCUCUCCCCAGACGAGGACGGCCUAAUCAAGGACGCAAACGGCGACUACAUCGGCAAGCUCGCCGAAGGAGACGCAGAAGACCUCGUCGGCUACGAAAUCGGAGACGACGGCGAGAUCCUCGACGACGACGGCGACCUCGUCGGCCGCUGUGAAUUACUGCCUGAAAAGGUCCAAGCACUCAAGGACGAGGCUACGAGUGGCGCGGCGCCAAAGCUGCCCGGUUUGGAGAUUCUGAAAGGCUUCACUGUUGAUGCGACCGGGCUUGUUCUUAAUGAGGAUGGGGAUACCAUUGGCCAGCUUACUGAGGGCAAUCCUAGGGAAUUGAUGGGACGUGAGUUCAAUGAGAAGGGCGAGAUUCUCGAUGACGAUGGGAAUGUCAUCGGUCGUGCCCGUGUCCAUGAAGAAGCUGCCAACCUCGUUGAUGACGUCGAAGAUGGCGCGGAAGACGCUACUGAUGCUGCGGAUAAUGCUGCUGACGGCGUGAAAGACAAGGCUGUUGAUGGCGCAGAAGAGAAGGCUAAAGAUGCCGUUGACGGCGCCAAGGACACAUCCGAAGACGCCGAGGAAGCUGCCGAGGGUAUUGAAGAAGACCUCCCUGGUGUCGAAGCUCUCGAGGGCAAAGAGAUCAAUUCCGAGGGCGAGAUCCUCGACGAGUCAGGCGAGGUGAUCGGGAAGCUUGCCGAGGGCGACAUCGCAGACGUCAAGGGCCUUACCGUGAACGAGAAGGGCGAGGUCGUCGACGCCGAAGGCAACGUGCUCGGCAAAGUCGAACUCGCUGAAGGCGCAGCCGAGAAACUCAAGGAUGCCUCCAGCCUCAUCGACGUGCGCAUCCUCGAAGGCCUGAAGGUUAACAAGAAGGGCAAAGUGCUCGACGAAGAAGGAGAGGAGAUUGGCCACCUAACCGAAGGCGAGACCAAGGACGUCGCCGGCAAAACCAUCAACGACAAGGGCGAGAUCCUCGACAAGGAAGGAAAAGUCGUUGGCAAAGUCGAGAUUACCUCUGGCGAUGCCGCGAUCGAAGCCAUGACUGCUCUCAAGGAGCGUCUCGGUGAGACGGCGGAGCCUGAGCCUGAGCUUAAAGAAAUCACACCUGAGCUUGAUAUUCUUGAGGGGCUGAAGGUCAAUAAGAAGGGCCAGGUCCUGAAUGAGGAUGGAGAGCCGAUUGGCGAGUUGAUUGAAGGAGAGCUUGCGAAAUGUGCUGGUAAGAAAAUCAAUGAGAAGGGAGAGGUCGUCGAUAAGGAUGGGAAUGUUCUCGGCAAAGUCAAGACACUCCCGCAGGAGGUUGAGGUAUCUCCCGAAGACGCCACGGAGACUGCUGAAGGCGCCGUUGAAGGCACCGGAGAGGAAGCUGAGGGCGCUGCCGAGGACGCUCAGGCGACUGCUGAGGGAGCCGAAGGUGCAGCUGAAGAUGCCGAAGGCGCUGCCGAAGACGCUGAAGGCGCAGCGGAAGACGUUGCAGAAGACGUCGAAGACAACCUGCCCCCUCUCUCCGCACUCGAAGGCCUAACCGUCAACAAGGCCGGCAAGCUCAUCGACAGCAAAGGCACAGUCAUCGGCGAACUGACAGAAGGCGAUGCCAAAAAGCUGUUCAAGGCCGGCACCACAUGUGACGCAGAAGGUCAGUUCUGGGACACCAAAGGCCACGUUAUUGGUCGGGCCAAGACUGUCCCUGUCGAAGACCCCGACGAGGAUGCCCCGUUUGCUGGUCUCGAGGGCUUGAUUGUCGUCAAGGGAGGGCUGGUCGAAGACGAGAAUGGUAAUACUGUCGGACAGGUGACUGAGGGAGAUGCGAAGAAGCUUGUUGGCCGUGCUGUGGACGAAGAUGGUGACAUCAUCGACAAGAAGGGCUCUGUUAUCGGCCAUGCAGAGCGCUACGAGGAGCCGGAGGAAGUGCAAGAACAACCCGAAGAGGAAGCUCCCGCCGAUCUAUCUUCACUCGUAGGCAAGACAGUUAAUAAGCAGGGCAAUGUCAUUGGCGACGAAGGUGUACCAAUCGGACGUCUGGUCGAAGGGAACCCGAAAGAACUUGCUGGCAGGAAGAUUGACGAGCAGGGUCAAAUCUGGAACGACUCAGGAAAGGUGAUUGGUCGCGUAGAAUUGAUCCCGGAGACGGAGCGUGAAGCCAAGCCCGAAGGACCGUUCUCCGGCCUCGAAGGCCUCCGUGUCGUCGAGGGCGGGAAGAUUGCCGAUGAAGAUGGUAACGUGGUAGGCGAGAUCGUCGAAGGGAACGCCAAACGCCUGAUUGGUCUCUCCGUCGAUGAAGAUGGUGAUAUUGUCGACAAAUACGGCAACGUCAAGGGCCAUGCCGAACCUCUCCCUGAGGAAGAGGACGAAGCUCCAGUCGAUCUCUCCAUCUUGGAUAACAAGACCCUGAACAAGCAAGGCUUUGUCGUUGAUGAGAAUGGCAUUCCAUUUGGCCGUCUCGUCGAGGGCAAUGUCAAGGAGCUCGCUGGUCGCAAGUGUGAUGGCGAGGGUCAGAUCCACGGUGAUACUGGGAAGGUUGUCGGACGCUGCGAGCUCAUCCCCGAGAACGAACGCGUCUCCCGUCCCGAAGGCCCCUUUGCCGGUCUCGAGGGUCUUGUCGUCAACAAAGAAGGCAAGGUCGAAGACGAAAACGGCAACGUUGUUGGUGAAAUCACCGAAGGCAACGCCAAGAAGCUUGUUGGCCACAAGGUGGAUGAGGAUGGAGAUAUCAUCGACAAGCACGGCAAUGUCAAGGGACAUGCCGAGCCAUGGGAGGAAGAGGAACCAGAAGAGGAGGCUCCCGUAGACCUCUCUGCCCUAGCCGGUGCUAUCGUUAACAAGGCCGGAAACGUGGUCGACGCCAACGGGAAUAUUGUUGGAAAGAUCUCUGAAGGUGAUGUCAAGAACAUGAUUGGCAAGAAGGUCGAUGGAAAGGGCCAGAUCUGGGACAAUUCUGGCAACGUCAUCGGACAUGCUGAGCUCGCUGAGGGUGUGAAUCAAGGCCCUGAAGGCCCAUUUGCAGGCUUUGAGAGUCUCUCUGUCGCCAAGGAUGGAACCAUCGUAACAGCCGACGGCUCGAUCGUCGGACGCCUUGUCGAAGGUGACGCCAAAAAGCUCGUCGGAUACAAGGUCGACGAGGACGGCGAGAUCCUCGAUAAAAAGGGUAACUCGAUCGGCAAAGCCGAGCGCUGGGAACCGGAAGAGAAGCAGCGGAAGGUCAACCCCAUGUCCGGCCGCCGCGUCAACAAAGAGGGCGAAGUCCGGGACGAGGACGGAAACAUCCUGGGCCGCCUCACUGCCGGCGAUCUCGGACACUGUACCGGCUUCGAGAUCGACGAUAACGGAUACGUUGUUGACAACGACGGCAACAAGGUCGGCGAGGUCACUUUGCUGGAAAACAUCGUCGAAGAGGAACCCGAGGCGGACGAGACAGAAGAAGACAAAAAGAAGCGUGAGGACGCCGAGCUCGCCAACAAAAUGGGCAACAUCUGCCAGCAAACCCUCGAGCGCAUCCAGCCCGUCCUCAAACAAAUCACCGAUCACAUCGAAAAAGCCGACCGCACCCCACGCGAAGAACUCGACGAAGAAGAACUCGUCAACAACGUCAAGCCCCUCAUCGAAGAAGGCUCGCGCAUCCUGCAAGAAUGCAACGGCUCGCUACGCGGCCUCGACCCGGACGGCCGCAUCGCCGCGCAAGCCAAAGGCCGCUCCGGCACCCGCGAAGCCACCCCCGAGGAAUACCGGCUCGCAGACCUCCUCAAGGAACUCACGUCCAACGUCGUCACCACCAUCGACAACGCCAAGAAGAAGAUCCAGGACAUGCCGCAUGCGAAGAAGAAGCUGAAUCCGCUGUGGGGUCUGCUGUCCGAGCCGCUGUUCCAGAUCAUUGCUGCUGUGGGACUGUUGCUGACGGGUGUGUUGGGGUUGGUGGGCAGACUGCUGAAUGGGCUGGGCUUGGGCGGGCUGGUGAAUGGGCUGUUGGGGGGUUUAGGUAUCGGCAAGCUUCUGAGCGGUCUUGGGCUCGGGAGCGUGACGGACGCGCUUGGGGGUGGUAAGGACAAGAAGAAGAGUGGUGGUGGUGUGAGUAAUAUCCCGAUUGUGGGUGGGCUGCUUGGUGGUGGUGGAAAGUGAGGAAUAAUUCACUUUGGGUAAUAAGAGCUUGGGUGUAUGUUGGGUUUUCCUUCCAAAAAGUUGUAUAAUGUCUGUCUACCUGUGGCUUCUGUUUCGACUUGUAGUUGAUGGCUCUUUUGCUUUUGCUUUUCGCCUCACGACCUGCGACGCGGAUACUCUCUUUUGUUCAUCAUUUAUGUCCUUUGGCUCACAUACUUGUAUAUCUUUGGCGUUUGCUUGACGAUGCCGUCGAUGCGUGUACGACUCUAUAUUCUUCUGUUAUUUAGCAUAGCAUAUCAUUUCCACUUCACACAACCUGCUACUGAGUUGAAUUAUUCCGAGUGUAGAGUAUCUCGUAGUUCCUGGCUCCCUUCUUCACGAGGCUAUCCCUCUUACUAAUAAUAAUAUCAGGGGAGGAAGGUAUUGUAUGCUUCUUUGGGUACCUUUGAAUUCCCAACUGUAGUACACGGCUCCUCCUUAUAAAGUAUAU
Messenger RNA from Pseudovirgaria hyperparasitica, 6141 nucleotides. RefSeq lists its product as uncharacterized. Lineage: Eukaryota; Fungi; Ascomycota; Dothideomycetes; Acrospermales; Acrospermaceae. Bases 354 to 5672 code for a protein of 1772 amino acids. The transcript is spliced from 2 exons. The record is from RefSeq and is a predicted model, not a curated record.